This is a messenger RNA of Caenorhabditis elegans, 716 nucleotides long. It is a transcript of the gene fipr-29, whose product is annotated as Invertebrate defensins family profile domain-containing protein. The record is from RefSeq and is marked reviewed. The transcript has 2 exons. The coding region runs from base 484 to 702 and encodes 72 amino acids. NCBI's taxonomy places the organism in Eukaryota, Metazoa, Nematoda, Chromadorea, Rhabditida, Rhabditidae. Gene Ontology annotation, biological process: defense response.
CUUAUUUCCACGAAAAGAAAUAGUCAUUUAGAGUCGGUUAGACGAGAGUGUAUUGGGUGGGGAGAGACGCAGAUAGCGAGGGCGCCUGCGUCUCGCCCCCUCCUACUGUCUCUCACCCCUCUUACUUCGAGCGCUUGUAUCUCCGCCGGGAGAAGAGUUAUCAAAAAGUUUUCAAUUAACAAAAUAUAGGAAAUUUCAAGGGCUUUAAUUUGUUAGUUGACAAUGUUUUGAUAGCUCUCAUAGUUUUUGAGUUAAUGGCAAAAUAUACAUAUACAUAUACAUAUACAUAUACAUAUACAUAUACAUAUACAUAUACUAUUGAGGUCUUUGUGAGACGGAAUUCUUGUGUAGGCAGUCAUCAUUUGUUUUUUCCUGGUUUUUUUCGAUUUUUGAAGUGUUUGCCAAUAGGUUUAAAAUUUAGCUCAAUGUAAACGGAAGCUAAAACUAUAUAAAAACACAAGUAUCUUCCCACCUCAUUCUACAAUGCCGAACAGUUCUAUUCUUUUGAUUUUUCUCCUUACAAUAGUAAUAUUGAUAGCGCCGGAGGAAAAUCACAAAACUUAUUGCGAGGUCCUUACAAGCAACAACUCAAACUGCACGGCCUAUUGCAAGGAGAAGCCCGAAUGCAGUUGGGGACGGUGUGAAGGGUAUUUCAAGACAAAUUGUGUAUGUUAUAGUGAUAAAUAUCAGUUUUGUGAAUAAAUUUUUUGAUUUUU